CGUCACAAGCACCAGUUUCUGGCUCUCGUCUUCCUUCUGGACGUCGUGUUCGCCACAGAACUUCUCAAGUCAUUCCACAGCCUGUUCGCCCGCAUGCCCCAGCUCCAACUGACCACAGCCCCAUCACUGGUGGUCAGCAACUUCACGGACAUCGAGUCGUGCGCCCGUGAGUGUGUCCGGCAAACCGGCUUCGACUGCCGGUCGUUUGACGUCAACAACCAGCUCCGUACGUGCAUAUUGUUUAACACGACUCACGAGGACGGGAAGGCGUACCUCCGAGAGGCGGCUACAAUAGACCACUACAGAACUGCCUUCGAAAAACUUUUCAACCGACUCCCAAACCAUGUCAUCACAACCAAACUGCACAAACGGAAAAUCCCGGACGUCAGCGCAGAACAAUGCGCGCGCAGGUGCAUCUUCGAGCAGGACUUCCGGUGCGCGGGAUUCGACUACGAGCCGGGCUAUGCAAAUUGCUGGCUGACGGAUCUGACCGUCGCCCAGAGCGACGGAGUCAAGUUCCUGACCGGCGCUGAUUAUUACGAGCGUGAUUUCGGCGGCUCCAUGUCCAACUUCAUCAGCUACGGCUCCGGCUCUCUGCCCUACGUGGAAGAUCACGUGGUCUACAGCAAGACCAUGUACGGCCUUGACCUCGGCGCAUGCGCACACAUGUGCCUGUCCCAGACGACCUUUGAGUGCUCCAGUUUUGACUUCUCGUUCGUUGACCGCGCGUGCCAGAUGAGCCGUUACGUGGCUUCCAGCCUGGGGGGACUGGAUACUGAGCACAUGCCCACCUACAAGAUCAUGCACUACGAGAAAAAAGGUGCCAAUCUGGAACGGUUCUUCGCCACGCCCUACAGCAUCGUCCCCGGGGAGAACGACAAGACCAUCGAGAGUGUGGCACCAGAGAGGUGCGCCCAGGCCUGUCUGGAGGAGACAGCCUUCGUCUGCAGGUCGUUCGACUACGAG
Molecule: messenger RNA, 966 nt
Organism: Physella acuta
Lineage: Eukaryota; Metazoa; Mollusca; Gastropoda; Physidae
Biological process (GO): anatomical structure morphogenesis
Source: RefSeq, a predicted model, not a curated record